CUCAGUCUAUUUCGGAUGGCCGUCAGUUGAGCUGUGGUGGCUUUGGUCAGCUGGUGACUAGAACAGAAAUAAAACUAGUAAUAAACUUCUGUAAAUUACAUAAAAUUGCUGUCUUCAGUUGUUGCGACGCAUAAAUUACAAUAACCAAAAACCGUUCCAAUCUUCACAUUCCUCUUACUCCGCACCUCUUCACACCCCAUUCCAACCAAGAUGAACGUUCAAACGGAGUUGAGCCCCAGGCAAAAGCAAACCACUACUCUCAUGUCAGUAUUCACUUCUUUCUUCGUCAUGUCAUUUCUGGGGCAAAACGCAUACUUCCGUGCGUUUCUUUUUUUUCUAACAAUUUAUUUGGUGCGACACCCAACAGUGGUGUACAUCAUUGCGAAAACCUGGCAAAGAGACGUAAUUUCGGGCUAUCGUUUUGUUCGAAUGCUGUUUUAUAUGAAUAAGAUGGAGCGUAAGGGAUGGACUAUAGCUCGCAUCUUUCAGGAAAAUGUCAAACAAAAUCCAACAAAGACCUGCUUCAUAAUGGACGAGCGCACCUACACUUAUCAAUACCUGGGAAAUGUUAUGAAUAAAGUAGGCAGCUACUUCAAGACUAUAGGCCUGCAACGAAAUGAUUGCGUUGUGCUGCUUAUGGAAACUCGUGUUGAAUACAUCUGCAUAUGGUUGGGCCUUUCGGCGAUUGGUGUGAAAGUUGCUCUUAUCAAUUCCAGCUUAAAAGGAGAAACAUUGUUGCAUUCCAUUAAAGUUGCCAAUGCUAAAGCUAUUAUUGUCGGUUCAGAGCUUGCUAGUUGCUUAAAGGACAUUUUGCACCAUAAUGAUAUAGCGCCCCUACCCAUCUAUCAAUAUAGCGACAAUGAACAAUUGGAGAGUGCAAAAUUUGAGUUUCUACCAGGUGCUACAAAUUUAACAAAGGAAUUAGAUGCACAAAAAAUUAUGGAUCUCAGCGUCGAUAUUGAGAGCGGUAGAUUAUCAGAUAAGUUAUUAUGUGUGUAUACCUCAGGUACAACCGGCUUGCCAAAAGCAGCUGUGAUAACUAAUCUAAGAUAUUUGUAUAUGUGCUCUGCUGUGUAUUUUAUGGUAGACUUACGUACUACUGAUGUCAUAUAUAAUCCGCUGCCACUUUAUCAUACUGCCGGCGGCAUAGUGGCUGCUGGCAUUUCAUUGAUCCACGGUGCAACAUCUGUUCUGCGAAAAAAGUUUUCGGUUUCUAAUUUCUGGAAGGACUGCAUUAAAUAUGAUUGUACUGCAGCUCAGUACAUAGGAGAACUUUGUCGAUAUUUACUUUCGGCGCCUCCAAAACCUGAAGACACGAUGCAUAAUAUGCGCGUAAUGUACGGCAAUGGCUUGCGUCCGCAGAUUUGGCAACAAUUUAUGUCCCGUUUCCAGAUACCGCUAAUUGGCGAGCUCUACGGUUCGACAGAGGGCAAUUCCAAUUUAGCUAAUGUUGUUAACCAAGUUGGCGCCAUGGGCUUUGUCCCGGUCUUCGGACGAAAAUUUUUACCAAUACAAUCAAUAAAGUGCGAUGAAGAAACUGGAGAGCCUAUACGAAAUAAAGCUGGCUACUGUAUUCGAACUAAACCGGGAGAGACAGGGCUACUAAUUGGUAUGAUAGAUCACAAACGUGCGGGUACAGCAUUUAAUGGCUAUGAGGAUAAAGAAGCAUCACAGAAGAAGAUACUGAAAGACGUCUUUGUUAAAGGCGAUUUUUAUUUCAACUCAGGCGAUAUGGCAGUUUCAGAUUUAUUGGGCUAUUUCUAUUUCAAAGAUCGCACGGGCGAUACAUUCCGUUGGCGUGGCGAAAAUGUCGCUACAUCAGAAGUGGAGGCUAUUAUUACAAAUGUGGUUGGUCUACAGGAUUGUGUGGUAUACGGGGUUGAUAUACCUCAUGUAGAAGGUAAGGCUGGUAUGGCAGCAAUUGAAGAUCCUAAACGUCGAGUGGAUCUGCAGCAGCUUUCGUCAGGUAUACGUGCCAACCUGCCACACUAUGCGCAACCACUUUUUGUUCGUUUGAUGAAUGAUAUUCCCCGAACAGACACAUUCAAAAUGAAAAAACGUGAUCUUACGUUAGAGGGUUUCAACAUACAUAAAAUUUCGGAUCCUAUUUUCUACUUACAAAAGAAUGGCACAUAUGCGUUGUUAGACGAGGCGCAAUAUGCUAAACUGGUGGCUGGGGAGUCUGGGCUUUAAAUAAGUAGGAUCAGAGCAAAUAAUGACUUUAUUGCUAGUUAGUAAUUUAUUAGGUUUUUAGUGAAAGUAUGGAAUUGCAGCUGAAAGCUGGAUGUGUAGAUUUAAGAGGCGAGGCCAAAGUGUUUAUAGUAAGAUUUGUAUUUAAAGUUUUGUAUAUAACCAAAGUGCAAAUAAUUGCUGAUGUUAUUUACUUUUUUAAGUAUGAGGAAAGGAACUUUUGAUUGUAUAUAGUAAAUUAUAAAAUGUGGGAAAUUUGAAGCAUGCCAAUUAGAAAUUUUGUAAAAACUUUAUU
Teleopsis dalmanni is the source of this 2485-nucleotide messenger RNA. RefSeq names its product long-chain fatty acid transport protein 4 (gene Fatp3). Bases 211 to 2193 code for a protein of 660 amino acids. Lineage: Eukaryota; Metazoa; Arthropoda; Insecta; Diptera; Diopsidae. The record is from RefSeq and is a predicted model, not a curated record. Gene Ontology annotation, molecular function: long-chain fatty acid-CoA ligase activity; long-chain fatty acid transmembrane transporter activity. Gene Ontology annotation, biological process: triglyceride homeostasis. Gene Ontology annotation, cellular component: endoplasmic reticulum. The transcript has 7 exons.